CUUCCUCAUUCAAAAUGACUCACGGACGUUGGGCCACUCGAAGCUUACUUGCUUGAGUGUCUUGCAACCUUCAGCUACUUUAUUUAAGUAAACGGCAAGCAAACUGUUCUCAAGAAAAGGCCCGAAAGAGAACUUUGUAGUGGAGAACUGUGUUCAGUUCAAGGAAGUAACAACUGCAAUGUCUCCUUUGAUGUUUAAAGAUGCUUUCUGGGGGUCUGAUUUCACUUGUCACGCCGGGUAUGACGCUGUGAUCCAAAGGUUACGGGAUGGAAGGCAAAUGUGCAAAGAUGUGGAGGAGCUUUUGAAGAUGAGGGCACAAGCAGAGGAGAAGUAUGGGAAGGAACUAGUGACUAUUGCUCGCAAACCCGGAGGACAUUCUGAGAUCAGCACUUUGAGAGCAUCCUUCGACCAAUUAAAAUCCCAAAUCGAGAACAUUGGGAACUUUCACAUCCAACUAUCUGAGUUAUUGAAAGAGGAGGUGAAAAAAAUUGAGACAUUCAGAGAGCGCCAGAAAGAGCAGAGGAAGAAGUUUGAAAGCAUCAUGGAGAAGGUUCAAAAGAAAAAGGUUACCUUAUUCAAGAAGACCCUGGAGUCUAAAAAGAACUAUGAGCUGAAAUGCAAGGAGGCCGACGAGGCAGAACAAGGGGCUGAGAAAAUAAUCGUUUCAUCCAAAAAUCCUGAAAAGGUACGCAACAGGACAAAGCAGUGCAGACAGGCAGCCAGUGAAGCAGAGAAGCUGUACGUCAAUAACAUUGCCCAGCUUGAAGUUGUUCGCCAGGACUGGGAAGAAACGCACAAAAGCACGUGCGAGGUGUUCCAGCAGUUGGAGGGUGAUCGGAUCAGCAUGCUCAGGUGUGCUCUUUGGGACCACUGCAAUCAAUUCUCCACGCAGUGCGUCAAAGAUGACGAGUUUUACGAGGAGGUGAGGAAGAUUCUGGAACAAUGUGACAUUACCACAGACAACAACUAUUUCAUAGGGUUGAAAAGCACAGGAUCGAGGCCGCCAGAUCCCAUCGUGUUUGAAAGCUACUACCCUGGAGGGACGGCCAGAGACAGCAACGGCCUGGCCCAUUUUGCAGGAGGGGAAGGCAUAGCGAGGAGGUUCUCUGACUCUGUAUUGGGAAACUCUGUGAACAUCCACGACAGUCCUCGAAUGUCGCACUCAGCACUGGCAUCUCUUGGCGAAGGUGAGGAUGGCUACGCUCCUCUCCCGUGCUUCCAGCUGGAGCCACCAGUGGCAACCUUACCGGAUUUUGAGGAUUUCUAUGUCGUCCUUUAUGAAUACAAUGCACAGGAACAGGACGAGCUAUCGGUGAGCAGAGGAGAACUGAUCCGAGUGCUGGAACAAAGCAAUGAUGGCUGGUGGACUGUGGAGAAGAAUGGGAAGAGUGGACUGGUGCCAGGAAACUACCUAGGCAAACAAACACACACAUAAGACCAUACACACAUGAGACAAUACAUACCCACACACACACACAGAUGCUACCCAUGCUUAAAAAUACGAGCGCAUAUUGCAUGGUGUUUCAAGCUUGCAAAGAAACAUUCUGCACAUGAACUCACAUCACACACACAACACCUCGCACACAUUCACACGUCUUUCUCAAGCUUCCUCGUUCUUCACAGUCAAGAUUUGUACAUUUUCUCAACCCCUCCUGAAACGUUGUGUCUUCCAGCGAGCAGCAGAUUUGAGCAGCCUCUUCUCAUCUAUUUGAAGUGGUGUUAUUAUUUAUUGUGAGCGAGUGAUAAACUUUUAUAGUACCGAAACCCUGCUACCUCGUGUUCUGUACAGAUUCUUGCGCUCUAUGCUUACAGGGUGCGUACAGUGCAGUAUGACAGGAAAUAAGAAUGGUAACUCAUCUACUGUGGAACAUGAGAAAGAGACAUUUUAUUCUUUUUAUAACGUUUAUUUUCAAUAUGUAGUGUUUCAGGAGGCGAUAGAAGAGAAGUGCUGAACUAUGCACGGCACGCAUACUUGUUAGAAAUAUUAAAAUAUCGUCAUAUAAGACAGAUGAUGCUUAUGAUGUUAAGAGCUGUGACCUAGUGGUUAGAGAAGUGGAUUUGAGAUCGUGGGGUCACCUAUUUGAGCCUCUCUACAUCCAUGGUUGCAGUGCCCUUGAGCAAGUCACCUAACGUCUAACAACUGCUCCCCGGGGGGCUUGCAGGCCCCCCCACUGCUCCUAGUGUGCUCACUAGUCUGUAUAUGUACAAAUGGAUGGGUUCAAAGUGAGAACCGACCCCUUUUAUGUGUGUACAGUAUAUACAUGGCAAAUAAAGCUGAUUUACAUUUGCAUUAGAUGAGAACAUUUCUCUGCAACAAAGUUGUCUGUACGUGUUUUCACUUGUCUCGGAUCAUUGCUGCGUUUCCUUUUCUUUGUUGUGUCUAAAUAAACAGUACCAGGAAGAUCCAGCUGUUGACUUGAGUCAGGUAGUUAGAGAGUGAACUGGAGAACACAGAAGGUUUCUCAUUAUACGCGGUGCCUGCUGUCUGUAAAGUAUUUUUUAUUUAUUCGUUUUCCUCUCGAGUCUGUAUGUUCUGGUUUAAUCGAUAAGUUUCAUUCUCGUAUGUGUGGAAGGAAAAUACAAAUAAAUAAAACAGGCCAGUUGAAA
Mugil cephalus (flathead mullet) is the source of this 2607-nucleotide messenger RNA. RefSeq names its product proline-serine-threonine phosphatase interacting protein 1b (gene pstpip1b). The transcript has 15 exons. Gene Ontology annotation, cellular component: actin filament; cytoplasm; plasma membrane. The record is from RefSeq and is a predicted model, not a curated record. Gene Ontology annotation, molecular function: actin filament binding. Lineage: Eukaryota; Metazoa; Chordata; Actinopteri; Mugiliformes; Mugilidae. Gene Ontology annotation, biological process: actin filament polymerization. Bases 179 to 1435 code for a protein of 418 amino acids.